CUCUCUCACCAUCACCACCAUCACCACCAACACCACCAACACCACCACGACCAUCACCUACUCCGCAUUGUCGAGCUCGUGAACAUCGUAUCGAUAGCAAUCUGGUGAUCACUCCGACGAGAUCUGCUCAAGAUGUUUAAAUAUCGGCAGAAACGGCAAGAAAGGAAAUGCACUUAUUGGUUAGCGUCUGCGCUCUCAUAUUGAUCUGCUGCCCGGUCUGACGUCGAGCGCACGAGUCUACGGGUGGGACCUCGACAACGCCUCCCAAAAAUGUAUUUUUUUUUGAGCUUUGCACGAUUCAUCCUUAUAUCGUCGAUACUCUGUAUCGGUCUCUGCUCCGAAGAUGAGGAGAGGUUGGUACGAGAUCUCUUUAGAGGGUAUAACAAGCUGAUCAGACCUGUCCAAAAUAUGACGGAGAAGGUGCACGUCAAAUUUGGACUUGCCUUCGUUCAGCUUAUCAACGUGAAUGAGAAAAAUCAGAUCAUGAAGUCGAACGUAUGGUUGAGAUUCGUAUGGAUGGAUUAUCAAUUGCAAUGGGACGAAGCGGAUUAUGGUGGCAUUGGAGUACUCAGGUUACCGCCCGAUAAAGUAUGGAAGCCGGAUAUAGUAUUGUUCAACAAUGCCGAUGGUAAUUACGAGGUACGUUACAAAAGUAACGUUUUGAUUUAUCCUAACGGCGAAGUACUUUGGGUACCACCAGCGAUCUAUCAAAGUUCUUGCACUAUCGACGUCACCUAUUUUCCGUUCGAUCAACAAACAUGUAUUAUGAAGUUCGGUUCGUGGACAUUCAAUGGCGAUCAGGUAUCCUUAGCUCUUUACAACGACAAAAGCUUCGUCGACCUCUCAGAUUACUGGAAAAGCGGUACCUGGGAUAUAAUCAGUGUGCCAGCUUACUUGAAUACCUAUCAGAGCGAGUUACCAACCGAAACCGAUAUCACGUUCUACAUCAUAAUACGACGAAAAACGCUCUUCUAUACAGUGAAUUUGAUCUUGCCUACAGUUCUGAUCUCCUUUCUUUGCGUUUUGGUCUUUUACUUACCUGCGGAAGCUGGUGAAAAGGUGACACUGGGUAUAAGUAUUCUCUUAUCAUUGGUUGUGUUCCUCUUGCUGGUUAGCAAGAUCCUACCACCCACGUCUCUCGUAUUACCGCUGAUAGCCAAGUAUCUUCUUUUUACUUUCAUCAUGAAUACCGUUAGUAUCCUGGUAACCGUGAUCAUUAUAAAUUGGAAUUUCCGUGGGCCACGUACUCACAGGAUGCCGCAAAUGAUACGAAGACUCUUUCUAAAGUAUCUACCGAGGAUUCUUUUGAUGCGACGACCGAAAAAGACGCGUCUCAGAUGGAUGAUGGAGAACCCAAGCGUAACCAUGCCAUCCUCGACUUAUUCCGGUAGCCCUACGGAAUUGCCAAAACAUCUGCCAUCCUCUUUGACGAAGAGUAAGAUGGAAGUGAUGGAGUUAUCCGAUCUACAUCAUCCAAAUUGUAAGAUCAAUCGUAAGGUUCAUCAUACGACAAGCGGCUCGAGCGCAGCAGGUGCUGGUGAAGCUCUUGGCGACAGAAGAGGAUCCGAAAGUUCUGAUUCUAUUCUUCUAAGUCCUGAAGCUAGCAAGGCUACCGAGGCAGUCGAAUUCAUUGCUGAGCAUCUUAGAAACGAAGACUUGUAUAUACAGACAAGGGAAGAUUGGAAAUACGUCGCGAUGGUGAUAGAUCGAUUACAGCUUUACACCUUCUUCUUAGUCACCACAGCUGGCACCAUAGGGAUUCUGAUGGACGCACCCCAUAUUUUCGAGUAUGUGGACCAGGAUCAUAUUAUAGAGAUUUAUCGCGGCAAAUAAUUGCUUUAUUCAUUCUGUCGUAUAUUUGUCUUCGCCGACUUUCGACGAUCAUCAACGACGAAGAAAAUCCUAUUUUACCAUCAAACGCGUAUUUGAUCGCUAAGAUGUUCUGUCUAAUAUUUCUAGAAAAUGCGAAAAUGUGAAAUAAUCAUAUAACGGGCGUUCGCCUAAUUUUCGUACGAACGAUGGCAUACGAAUUCGUGAUGAGAUGGUCUCAUUGAGAUUACGGGACGAACACUCGUAUUGUUUGUUAGGAGGUCCAAAAAAUUUCAUCGAGAGUGCUCUCUCGUUUUUUUCUUUAAAAUAAACAGAAUUACGAAGCCAAUAUAACUGCUCUAAGGAGUCUUAUUAAACCAAACGGCAAUAUAUACAUACAUAUAUAUACGGCAAUUUUUUAAUUAGACGCUCGCUUCUUUUCUUUAUGCUAAUCAUUCUAACAGUAAUACAAGGAUACAAGUGAUAGAGGCUUAAGAAUCUGUUUUUUUUUUCUUUCUUCUUUUUUCUCUUUUAUUUCUCUUUUCUUUUUUAACAUCUCUAAGAAUUAAAGCGAAAAUCCAUUAACGAUUAUCUCUUAGAUAUUCGUUGAUCAUGGAUCGAGAGUGAAAAUGCGGAAUAUUGAUUACGAAGAAUGACAAUUUUCAAGGAGAAAAAAAAUAUCUUAAAAAAAUAUUUAUUGUAGUUACCUCUACUGUUAUCGUCUUCCCUAAAUGCUACUGAUCUUUCAUACGUUUCGUCCCGCGAACUUGAGGAAUCGAAUCAGAAGUAAAAAAAAAAAAAAAUUAAACGAUGUUUGUUGAUGUUUAUCUUCUGUCUUUCUCGAUUGCCUCUGUUUUUUGUCAUUCAGAGGACACCUUGAAACAGGAACGCAUUAGUAUCUCGUCGUCAAAAUAUAAUUUUUCAAAUAUAUAUUAUAAUAAGCGUAUAAUAUGUAAUAUCUAACGAUAAAACGAUAUAUUUUCUAUGUCGUUGAACCAAUUUUGUUGCAUCGAUUUCAUCAUUAUAAAGAAGAAUGAAGGAAACUAAGAAACGAUAUUUAAAUUAAAUUUUGACUCGUACGUAUAACGUAAUGACGAAAUCGUAUCCGAAUGAAAUGAAACAUAACUUUUAUCAAAUAGACGAGCCAAGAAAGACGAAUGAAUUUGAAGCGUAAUGUUUAGUAAUUAAUUGAUAGAAAUAGAAAGGAAAAUAUAAAUGGUGGACGUGAAGAGAUUGAUUAUAUUAUUCGUCGAUAAUGUGCUGAUCGAAACAGACCAUACUAAAUAGCUUUAUAAACGCACACAUUAGAAGCACAAUGUCACGACCCUGCGUACUUUUAUUUGUCGUUAAAAUAUCGUACGUAUUCGUACAAAUAUAUACUACUCUUACAUAUAAACCGUAAUAAUCGCAUCCAUAUUGUACAGAAGAUUGUUAAACGGUCAUGUUUUCUCUAAUAGAAUGUUCGUCCCUCGUAAAGAAAGAAAGAAAGAAAGAAAGAAAGAAAAAAAGAAAGAAAAAAGGAUGAAGAGGAAUGAAUGAAUGAAUGAAUGAAAAAGAAGAAGAAGAAGAAGAAGAAGAAGAAGAAGAAGAAGAAGGAAAAGAAAUGUUCAAGUCGUUGAUUUUAUCGGAUAUGUUAUAGCUUCUCUGGUGCCUCGAAAUUUAUCCCGUUUUCUAUAUCGAUAACGAUAUAGAAAAAAGAGAAGAGAAAAAUAAGAAAAACUUUUUGUAAAUAUAUAGAGAGUGCUUCGUUUGAUUUGCAGAAACGAUAAUUAUUAGCGAUUAUGCUUAUCAAUCAUUAACGAACCAUUCUCGUAAUCCCAUUGUAAAUGUCAUUCCGUCUCUAUUGUCGAUCAAUCAGAGAUAUAAUAAAAUAAUUCUUCGGCAUGACCCAUAUAUAUAUAUAUAUAUAUAUAUAUAUAUAUAUAUUGUACUACGAAUUGAAUUCGUUUAAAAAUCUUCGGAAGUUUUUGAAAAUCUUCCCCACCUAUGAUUAACGUGUAUCGCGUCGACGUUCUAACGAUCGAACAUUUUGUAAAGCUCUUUUUCUUUUUUUCUUUCUUUUUUUUUUUUUUUUAAUAUUAUGUGUCACUCUUUAAAAUAAUAUUGUGUUUUUCUUUACCUCACCUAUAUCGUAUAGGAUUCAAUAAGAGCUUGCUGAAGAAUGAUUAAUCGUUAGAUCGUCGACUCCUCUUGGAUAGUGUGCCAUGCGUCUUCCUCAAAGAAAUACAAUAAUUAGAAUGUAGACAUCAGAUAUAUAAGCUGACUAGGGUUUGUGCUACCUGCCGACAUUUUGAUCCGUUCCUUUUGAGAUUCUCGCUUAAAUGAAACGAGUAUUUUUCUUUAUAUGCGUUCUUAAUACAUUUUUUUAUAAACCAAUCGAGACCAAUUUCUGUUGACGAUGUGCGAGUAUAAAAAAAAAAUUUGGAAGUAGAAUAACGGGAAUAUUUGUUAUUUUCAAAGGGGGUACCUCGUUCGGUUAAAUUAAAUAUAAGUAUGUUAUUUUGAACGUUUGACGAACAACGGCACAAUUCCUAGUGGUUUAAACUGUGUUUGUUGUUAAGUAAAUAAUAAAAUGAAAGACAAAGUAUGAAGCUCUGUGUAUAUGCGUAUAUGCUCUGUGUGUAAUAAGAUGAGCCAGACUUAUAUCUGCGCAAAACUGAAUUCCUUUUAUCUAAUAGAGAAAAAAAUGAUCGUAUUAUUGAAUGUAUAUCAGUUUACGUUACAUGUAAGCAAGAAAAUUAAGUUGAAGAUUUGUACUUUAUUAUGCAUGAUGUAUAUUAUGCCCGUACAUAACAUUAAUUUGUUAGUUAAUAAAGAUGUUAUUCGAUUAAGGAACCAACCAUGAUAGUUCUUUUUACGAGAAAAUAAAGUCGGAUCAAUUUAAUCGAA
This is a messenger RNA of Vespula pensylvanica (western yellowjacket), 4698 nucleotides long. RefSeq names its product acetylcholine receptor subunit beta-like 1 (gene nAChRbeta1). Gene Ontology annotation, cellular component: postsynaptic membrane; neuron projection; synapse. Lineage: Eukaryota; Metazoa; Arthropoda; Insecta; Hymenoptera; Vespidae. The record is from RefSeq and is a predicted model, not a curated record. The transcript is spliced from 5 exons. Bases 271 to 1833 code for a protein of 520 amino acids. Gene Ontology annotation, molecular function: transmembrane signaling receptor activity; acetylcholine-gated monoatomic cation-selective channel activity. Gene Ontology annotation, biological process: nervous system process; chemical synaptic transmission; monoatomic ion transmembrane transport.